GCCUUUUUUCACCAUAAGUUCGCACUGGAGAGGACAUACGUGAGUGGGUUGUUGUCACUGAAAACCGUGAAUGUUGGGGCGUUAUAUAGAUAGUCUCUGAAUCUCUCUGUCACUGACCACCUGAGAGCAAGGAACUCUAACUUUCCAGAGUGUAAGUGGUAGUUACGUUCCGACGUAGUAAGCGUUCGUGAGCCAUAUGCUAUUACGCGGAGCUUUUCAUCUUGCUUAUGGUAUAGCACAGCACCUAAACCUUGGUUUAAAGCAUCAAUUUGCAGAAUGAAUGGUAGUGAAAAGUCUGGGAAGCCGAGGACAGGUUGUUCGACCAGAUAGUUGAUUAAUUGCUCCAAAACUGCUUGGUGCUCCGCUGUCCAUGUUAUUGGCUGGUUUGAGGGUAAUCCACUGUUCUUGUGUUUGUUCUGUCUUGAUGUCUUACAUGUGUUUUCUUCCCCUGGAGUACCUUUAAGCAAGUCAUUUAUUGGUCCAGCAAUCCUUGAAAAAUCUUUAAUAUAUUGCCGGUAAAAACUUAAAAGGCCAGUCAUAGUUCGCAGCUGUCCAACAGUGCUGGGUCUCUUCUUCUUUAAGGCUUGCACAGCUUCUGUAUCAGCUGGAUCCACUUUGCUGCCUUCAGCAGAGACAAUCCUUCCAAAAUAGCGAACUUCCCUCUUGAACAGGACACACUUGCUUGGUUUUAACUUGAUUCCAUUCUGUCGAAGCUGUUGUAAUACUUUUUUCACAUGGUGGACGUGGUCUUCGAAACAUUUGCUGUAAACCAAGACAUCAUCAAGGUAUGGGACACAUAUUUCCUCUCUUAAGUUUUCCAGGCACUGCUCCAUGCAACUCUGAAAGGUGGCUGGGGCAUUCAUUAAUACAAAUGGAAUUUGUAUCCAUUCAUAUAGCCCCCACGGAGUUACAAAUGCUGUCAAGGACCUACUUUUCUUUGCCAUAAACCCUUGAUGAUAUGCUUGGCCCUGAUCUAAUAAGGAGAACCACGAGGUUCCACCUAAGUUACCAAGGAUAUCUUGCACCCGCGGAAUGGGCUGGCGAUCUGGAUUCACUCAGAUGACUCAGGUCAACUGGAGGGUCCCAAGCAUCAUUGACUGCUGCACACUGUUGGCCUCCUGCAUCGAUGUGGUAGAGGUGAACAAGGAACAUGGUAUAGCGGAUUCACAGUUUUCCAAACCCUGCUCCCGCUACUCCUGUAGCUGACACGCUGUGCUGUUCACCACCUGGACACACAGCACAUUCACAGAGCAGGACAGAGACAGUAACAGUGUGUAGCAGAACAGGAGCUUUAAUAUCUUUCUAAAGUUGAAUUGGUGUGGACAUCUGUGAGUGUGACCUUAGGAUGAAGAUCGUCAUCAUCAUCUUCACCUUCUGCCUGAUCUCAGAUGGAGGAGCAUCCAAGGAAGUAACAGGAUAUUUAGGAGGUGAAGUUCUAAUCAAGUGCAAGUAUAAUACAGAAUACACACAAAACCCAAAAUAUUUCUGUAAGGGUUCAUCGCCAGGCUGUUCUGAUCUAAUAAAGACAGGAGAUAAAAACAUGUGGGUAAAUUCAGGACAAUUCUCACUGUUUGAUGACACCAAAUCAGCAGAGAUCAGCGUGAUGAUCAGAGAGCUCACUGUAGAGGACACUGGGAUGUAUCAGUGUGGAGUUGAUAUAUCUUUGGGAAACGACAUUUACACAACAGUGGAACUAAAAGUAAAGGAAGAUUUGUCCUAUGAGAAGUCCAUCAGUAAGACUGUCCAUGUAGGAGGAGAUUUGAACAUCAGCUGUAAAUACCCACAAUUCCACAGGGAUCAGGCCAAGUUUCUCUGCAAGAGGCUGCAACCUGCUGCUUGUGUUUAUAAUGAAUCUGUUACAGAAAGUAGAAAAGAUGUAAAUGUGGGGAAAUUCUCCCUGUAUGAUGACAGAACAGAACAAAUCCUGACUGUGAGUAUUAGAAAUGUAACUGAGCAGGACUCUGGUGAAUACUGGUGUGGAGCUGAAGCAGCCUGGACAUCUGAUCAUGGAUACAAGGUUUAUUUUACACGGAUCAGACUGACAGUCACUGGAUUUUCAGCUUCCACUGUGAUCACUGUGUCUGUAAUUUUGCUUUUGAUUGGAAUUUCAAUCCCUUUUGUGAUUUUACAAAAGAGAUGCAAUAUACAAGCAGGUUCUAUUUGUACUACAGCUUCAUUUUGUAGUCGUUCUGACCAAGAUUCAGGAAAUGACAAAACGGUUCCUCUUGCAGUGUGUGACUAUGAGGGGGAGAAAUCUGCUGAAGGUCUGAUGUACACAACAGUGAUGAUGUACAGCAAUUCCACCAGCUCUAAUAAUGCGGUUAUAAGCAUUAAAGAUGAGGACUCAUGUGAAUAUACUUCAGUCAGUUACACUGCUUUAUGUGGAUAAAUUAUUGGAUGGGAUUAGGUCACGUCUUUUUCUUCUUACCCCAAAAUCAUGACUGUUACAUGUAGAAACACAAAAUCUUCAAUGAAAUGCAGUGAAUACACAGAAAAAUGAGUUAUGUAGUCAAUAAAUACAGCAUUUGACAAAAUGUUUGCUUCUCUGUAUUAUUAAAAAAGCUUCAAGUCCAGAGUUCCUGCCAUCUUAGAUUGUGUGUCAAAUCUUUAUGAAUGUUUCUGUUCCUGAAUACAGGAAUACCAGAAUAAAACAUAGAUGACAUAUCAGAUG
Messenger RNA from Silurus meridionalis, 2671 nucleotides. Its product is annotated as CMRF35-like molecule 8. The transcript is spliced from 9 exons. NCBI's taxonomy places the organism in Eukaryota, Metazoa, Chordata, Actinopteri, Siluriformes, Siluridae. The record is from RefSeq and is a predicted model, not a curated record. The coding region runs from base 1346 to 2389 and encodes 347 amino acids.